Trichoderma atroviride IMI 206040 is the source of this 1383-nucleotide messenger RNA. Lineage: Eukaryota; Fungi; Ascomycota; Sordariomycetes; Hypocreales; Hypocreaceae. The record is from RefSeq and is a predicted model, not a curated record.
AUGGCCAAGAGCACAUUAUCUAGUAGCUUGAGCGAGCCGCGGCGAAAUCCUAAGCGCAAGGCUGCUGAGGCUGCAAGGGAAUCUAUAAAUCUUCCCGAUAAUCUGCUGGAUGAGGCACUACGGCCUCUCACUCCAACGGAUAUUGAAGAAUGGGAAGGUUGGGUUGAGCUGGAGUCCGAACCUGCAUUCUUCAACGCUAUUCUGCAAGACUUGGGCGUCAGGGAUGUCAAAGUUCAAGAGCUCUUUAGCAUUGAUCAAAGCUGGAUAGACACAUUACCAAAGCCAGUAUACGGUUUAAUAUUUCUCUUCCAAUACACUCCCGAGUGGGACGAUGAUGAAGGGGAAGAUGAGACGGGUUCACUAUGGUUCGCAAAUCAGACUACCAACAAUGCCUGUGCUACGUUUGCUCUGCUCAACAUUGUUAUGAAUGCGCAGCACGUCGAGCUGGGCGAUCAGCUUCGGGAGUUCAAGGACGCAACUAAAAAUCUCAGCACUGUUCUACGAGGCCACGAAGUCAGCAACAACAAAUUCAUGAGAGGCAUUCACAAUUCUUUCACCAGGCGCAUGGAUCAUCUCAAUGCCGACCUUUGGCUGGAGAAUGCAGUAUCAGAUACCAAAACAAAAAAGGCAAAAACAGCAUCCAAAUCAUCAAAGAAAACAAGUAAGAAGAAAAGAGCAGACGACGCGUAUGGAUUUCACUUUGUUGCAUAUGUUCCUGUAGAUGGGUAUGUUUGGGAGCUCGAUGGGCUCCAAAGCAAACCACAUCGAGUAGGCCCUAUUGAGUCCGAUGAUGUCUGCUGGACAAAUAUCGCAAGACCUCAAAUUGAAGGUCGAAUAUUGCAAUACGAGGAAAGCCAGAUUUCCUUCAAUCUCUUAGCACUUUGUAGUAGCCCCUUGGCUCUCCACUCUCGCUCCAUUGCUCAAACAGUUGCAUCUAUACGCCAAUUAGAUGAGCAAAUGAAGCACAGCGCGGAAUACGCAAAGCUGAUAGAUGGCGAGAAACCCGUCUUGGAUUUGGCAAACCAGAGUCAGCUCUCUGAGUUCAGUCUUCGAAAAUCAGAUAUUGAGCAUGCAGCAUUACCAGAGUCGACACAAAGCAGGAUAUCACAGGCCGCGAAAAAUGUCGAUGACGCUUACGACCUUCGCCAGCAAUUCGUCGUCGAUACAAAAGUUGCUAUUGGGGAACAUAGAGCUGAAAUGAUAUCUUUGGCUGAGGACCAGCAGCGAGUCAUGGAUCGCAAGAAAGACUACGGACAAGCAUUGCAUAGAUGGGUACAGAAGCUCGCGGAAAGGGGGAUUCUGCAAGAGGCCAUUGAAAAUUCAUAAAGUUGGCAUGGCAGGGAUAAGAGCAGAGCUGACAUGGAUGUUGAAAAAUGAUGGGUG